AUGACCAACCUUAAAAUGCAGUGUACCGUCACGUGGUCCAUCGAGUGCACUUGCAGCGGAAACGAAGCAAGGCAGUUCUACGAACAUGUGACCAGAGAUGUCAAAGUAGAAGAAGGGACGUUCAGAACACAAUGUGGACGACGGCACCACAGAAGACCCACGGGUUCCAGCAGGAGAAGCAGGGCUGCAGACACCCCAAGAAGAGAGGUUGCUCAAGGGCACAUCAUCAGCAACACAGCCCGGUCCUCUGAGCUUCAGGGUCUCAAGCUGCUACGUUGUGCCCAAGAAGGCGACCUUGGUGCGGUCAGAGACCUGCUGUCCAAAGGGGUGGACAUCAACUUCCAGGAUACUUUUUUCUGGACAGGCUUGAUGUGUGCAAGCUGGUCAGGACAAAGAGCUGUGGUGAGGCUGCUGCUGGAGCAAGGAGCUGCGUGGGUGGGCGUAGUCGACACUCGGGGUCGGGAUGCCCGAGAUCUGGCCUUUGAGGCGGGUCACAGAGGCGUGUUGGAAGAGCUGGACAACUACGGGAGAAGUCCUUCUCCACCCAGACAAAACAGUGCUCUGCAGCCUCAGUGGUGCAAUGAAUGUCACUCCAGUUACACCGGCAGCCCGUCCUCCCAUUUCUCCUCCACGCUGCAUCAAUUCAGUCAGCAGCGGCCCCCACCCGCACCCUAUUUCUGCCUCCCCGCCUCCUCCAACAGCUACAAGAUGAUGCUCAGAAGCGGCUGGCAGCCCGGCAGGGGGCUCGGCCCGGAGGGCGAGGGGCCCAAACUGCCAGUGGCGACCGUCCUGAAGAGAGACCACAAAGGCCUCGGUUACGGGAAGACGAAAAGACCCCGAGUUACUCACUUCAAAGCCGGGGACCGGGACGCGGUGAAAGGACACCGUGCAGAGAAAGCGGUGAAGGGAAGGAGAGGGAAGACGAAAGAGGAAAGUCGGAUAAAUGAACUAAAGGACAAGAACUGGGAAAGAGAUUUCCGUGCUUCUUUUUAUCUCUGAUGUUUGUAGUUUUCCUGCACUGCAAAAACUGAAAUCUAAGUAAGAUUAAAUAUCUCAAAUAAGGGUGA
Molecule: messenger RNA, 1067 nt
Organism: Entelurus aequoreus (snake pipefish)
Lineage: Eukaryota; Metazoa; Chordata; Actinopteri; Syngnathiformes; Syngnathidae
Gene: gpank1
Product: G patch domain and ankyrin repeats 1
Exons: 5
Coding region: 1-999 (332 amino acids)
Molecular function (GO): nucleic acid binding; protein binding
Source: RefSeq, a predicted model, not a curated record